AUGGGCAUAGCCGUAUACGAGAUCGGCGCGUCAAGCUGCCAAAUGCACCACAUCCAUAACCCCACCGAUGAAUACUUCAUCUACGAUCCACAUAUCCAACCUUUACAAGAUAACCCUAUCCUGAGAGGACGUUGUGAACUGAGCACCUUCCGACAGGAAGAAAGUGAACAUGUGAACAACUUACUCUCCACGUUUGGAAACGACGCAUCAAAUAUCCCAGAAUUCGGUGUGGGUAAUUGUCAAGAUUGGGUGGCUGGUGCGGUGGCGAUGCUUGAAGAUGCUGGUGUGUUAGCAAGUGAAGAGGGACCGUUCUGGAAGAAUAUGAUCAACGAGGGUGCAGAGAGUAUCAAGCGUGCGUGUGGGGAUUCGGGGAGGAAGUGGAUUGAUGGGCCGGAGGUGGUGUUUGAGGGGGAGCCGGAUGCGAGAUUUGGGGAUGAGGGGGGUAAGAAGGAAGUAGGGAAGUUGAAGGAUAAUGAGGCUUUUCGGGAGAGGAUGCAGGCGUUGAUGGGGAAGAGUAGUGGUGGUGGUGGUGAGGGAGGGCAGGGGAAUGUGGAUGAGAGACCGUUUUAUGUGUCGAGUCCAUUUUUCAGUCAGACGAAUAGACAUGGGUAG
Molecule: messenger RNA, 612 nt
Organism: Aspergillus tubingensis
Lineage: Eukaryota; Fungi; Ascomycota; Eurotiomycetes; Eurotiales; Aspergillaceae
Product: similar to An13g01540
Exons: 1
Coding region: 1-612 (203 amino acids)
Source: RefSeq, a predicted model, not a curated record